UAUUCUUCUUUUUGUUCUGUAAAGAUGGAUGGGAUUUUAUUGGCUUUGCGACCUUCCCUUCUUGUAAUUGUGUUUAAAAGUGUAAAUUAAAUUUACCAAAAUUACCACUGCUAAACGAAACUACUACAAACAAGUGUGUGAGAGUAGUAAUAACUUGAGAAACAUUAGCCAGAAAAAAAAAGAAAAGAUGAACAGCAUAACAAUUUUAUCAUUGAAACCCUGUAUUCAUCACACCAAACUUCUAUUUCCCAAAAGCCUCUCCACAAAAUCAACAACAAUACUUCGUGCAAAUCUUCAGCCACCCAAUUCCACCAACACAACCCAGCAGCAGCAGCAACAACAACAGCUCAAUCUCUCUGUUCUCCGCUUCACGUUAGGGAUACCUGGGUUUGAUGAAUCUUACUUGCCUAGAUGGAUUGGUUACGCUUUUGGUUCUCUUCUCAUCUUAAAUCACUUCCUUGGUUCUGAUUCUACCACUAUUACACCACCUCAGCUUAGAACAGAGGUUUUGGGUCUGUCUUUGGCUUCCUUCUCAAUUCUGCUGCCUUACCUUGGUAAAUUUCUCAAGGGUGCUCAACCAGUGGAUCAAACAACUCUACCAGAUGGAACACAACAAAUAUUUGUCAUGUCAACCGAUAUAGCGGAUGGUCUGAAGGAAGACCUAGCUUGGACAUCAUAUAUUUUGCUGCGUAAUACAAAUGCCAUAGCUGCGUUAGUUCAACCGUUAUCCAUUUACCUUAUUCUCAAACAAUUCCAAUGUGUUCAGCUCAUUUUUAUUCAAGGAGAAAUAUGUGCAAGGGGCUACUGGAACGUAAUCGAUGAUUCCUCAAAAGAAACUCUUCUUGAACAGUUUAGAAACAAAAUUGAAAUUUCUGGCCUCAAUGAUUUGAAGGAGGCCGUAUAUUUUCCACAAGACGCAGAUUCUGAAUUUCAGGAUCUUGUACCUAAAGGGGCUCGCUCUCUUUUGGUGCAGCCAAUAUUACAAGUUUCUAUGGAGAGUGCUACCGAUUCGAAAAAACCGGCAGGAUUUAUUCUGCUGGUCUCGACCUCGAGAUAUGCAUUUAGCAUUAAAGACAGAGGCUGGAUUGCAGCUGUGGCCAACAAGCUUAGAGGUAAUAGUAUUAUCAAGCUGUAGACGAAUGCACACUGUAUUACAAACCUCUGCGAUGCAUGUUUACAUGCUGAUGUGGACUUCCCUCAAGUUUAAACCAAAAUUCAAUUCAACUUCAUUCAGCUAAGUUGAAGAGGUAGAAAACUUGCUGCAAUGACGGUAACACUGGUAACAAAAGGAAUGUGUUGGUUAUAGUUGAAGCAUAAUGGUAAAAUACUGUGAUAUCAUAUUUGGAAGUGUAAUUAUGCAGCUACUUGACCUGAUGAUCAAAAAGCUGCACUUGCAAAAUUAUGUAGAAUGAAAUUGUCCAUAUUUAGUAUCGGACCUUUGAUCAAAUAGAAUUACCUCCCAUGGAAAAACCAGAAAAAAAUUGGACAUUAGGAAGGACCAGAUUUUGCAUAUUCCAUCAUCUCCCAUAACUUUGAUCCAGUGCUUGGUGGCUCCAAUAAUUGUAUAAGUUAUCUUUUGAGGUAUAUCAAGACUAAACAUGUUUGCCCAUUUGUUCAAUAAAUUUGCAUGUUUUAAUCAAAA
This is a messenger RNA of Vicia villosa (hairy vetch), 1642 nucleotides long. Its product is annotated as protein COFACTOR ASSEMBLY OF COMPLEX C SUBUNIT B CCB2, chloroplastic-like. Bases 188 to 1135 code for a protein of 315 amino acids. Gene Ontology annotation, biological process: cytochrome b6f complex assembly. NCBI's taxonomy places the organism in Eukaryota, Viridiplantae, Streptophyta, Magnoliopsida, Fabales, Fabaceae. The record is from RefSeq and is a predicted model, not a curated record. The transcript is spliced from 5 exons.